UGGAGGUCUAGUUCCGUCAUCCUCUUAGGUUUUAGUGCAACGGCAUCUUUCUAUCACCCACCACACGCCAAAAACCGGUGCAGCAAGGAAUUACUGAACCUCGACUCACCACGAUUGUCGCCUGCCUCUGCCACGACAGAUCGAAAUCGCCGCAAAACACUGAUCGAGCUCGUCCACCAUGGAACAGGGUCCUCCUCAACCGGGCCCAGGGCAAAUGCCCAUGCCGCCUCCUGGCCAGAUGCCCACGCCCGAGCAAAUCCAGGCGAUCCAAAGACAGCUUGCCAUUGAUGCCGAAAAGGCUGGCAUGACCGUUCCCGAGUUUGUCGAGCAGCUCAAGAGACAGCAUCAGCAGAUGAUGAUGAGACAAAUGCAACAACAGCAACAACAACAACAAGGAGGAGCACCACCUCCGGAAGACGGCCACCAGCACCAGCACCAGCAUCAGCAUCAGCAUGGCCCUCCCGCCGGUCAAGCCCGGCCCAUUGUUCCCGGCCCGCCUAAGCCCGAAGCGAUCGCUCUCGCCAAGUUCCUCCGCAGCCAGGAACUCAAGCCCCGUACCGUCAUCCUCAAUGGCGAACGCAAGGACAUGUUUAGAGUCAAACGUGCCCUCCGUGCUCUCCAGUCCCCCGCCUACGAAAAGGCUCGCAAGAAGAACCCCCUCCUCCCCGAGAUUACCGACCGCGCGUCCCUCGAGAACACGUUCAAGCUGCUGCCCAUGUCCAUGCUCGCUCUGCGCGUCACAAAGAUCGACCCGCACGAGGGCCACGACCACCCGCCCACUAAGAAGCCGCACGGCGGCGGCAAGCGCGUCAAGGGUCUGUGGACGGUGCGGAUCGAGCCGCAACAGGACGCCCAGGACGACAUGUACUACGUGUGGCUGUGGGAGGGCAGCCAGGUCAUGCGCAAGGUCUACGCAGCGCUCGCACUGCUCGUUAUCUUUGCCGUGGUACUGUACCCUCUGUGGCCUCUCAAGAUGCGCCAGGGAGUUUACUACCUCAGUUGGGGUUUCCUGAUGUUCUUGGGUCUGUUCUUCGCCAUGGCUAUCUUCCGGGUUAUCCUCUUCUGCAUCACGUACUUUGUGCUAUCGCCAGGUUUCUGGUUGUUCCCGAACCUGUGGGAGGAUGUCAGUGUCGUGGAAAGCUUCAAGCCUGUCUGGGCUUGGCAUGAUCCCAAUCCCAAGAAGAAGAAGAAGAACAAGUCCAAGACCCCAGCGGGAAGUGCCAAAGCCAAUGCUACGUUUGCCGCUACUACUGGCCAACCUGCUCCGGCUACUGCUGUCACCACUGCUACCGACACUCAAGUUGCUACUGCUACACCUACAGCGGCAGCACAGCGAAACUAUGUUGCACCGAAGGUGGAGGAACUUGCGGACGAUGAGUAGGGACUGGUACUUGACUAGGCAGUUGUCGUGGAAUUUUUUCAAAGGGAAGGGAGAUCUUUCGUCUCAAACUCAUGACCACCGGCCAAAUAUGUGCUGCGGCAGAACAACGCGGAUGCCGUCGUGGUGGUCAGUUGGCCCCAGGCGGAGGUGUUCUAACUCUCGGUGAACUGGGGCAGCUUAAUAGGACGAGGGAUGUAUCUGGUCUAAGCCAAGAUGUGAGAGGGUUUCUUUGAUUGGCGUUGUUUUAUUUAUGAUAUCUCCGGGGUUAAAAGACCAAGAAAGAGCUGCUUCACUGGAGACACGAAAAAAUGACCGCUAGUUCAAGAUUCAGAGUGGUGCAAUAAUCAAAUGUAUCAGACCAUUCUGAAGCUCAAAUAGAGGCACUAUCUAAGUAUUUCGUACAUCAUUGAUUUUGUGAGCUUCGUUGAUUUCGCGA
This is a messenger RNA of Neurospora hispaniola, 1817 nucleotides long. Its product is annotated as translocation protein. Lineage: Eukaryota; Fungi; Ascomycota; Sordariomycetes; Sordariales; Sordariaceae. The record is from RefSeq and is a predicted model, not a curated record. The coding region runs from base 179 to 1381 and encodes 400 amino acids. Gene Ontology annotation, biological process: post-translational protein targeting to membrane, translocation. The transcript has 3 exons. Gene Ontology annotation, cellular component: endoplasmic reticulum; endoplasmic reticulum membrane.